This is a messenger RNA of Apaloderma vittatum (bar-tailed trogon), 2022 nucleotides long. It is a transcript of the gene NCAM2, whose product is annotated as neural cell adhesion molecule 2. Gene Ontology annotation, molecular function: protein binding. The record is from RefSeq and is a predicted model, not a curated record. NCBI's taxonomy places the organism in Eukaryota, Metazoa, Chordata, Aves, Trogoniformes, Trogonidae. Gene Ontology annotation, cellular component: membrane. The annotation marks the transcript as partial. Gene Ontology annotation, biological process: cell adhesion. The transcript has 14 exons.
CUCUACUUCAAGUUACAAUUUCACUUAGCAAGGUUGAGCUCAGUGUGGGUGAAUCCAAAUUCUUCACAUGCACAGCUAUUGGUGAACCUGAAAACAUAGACUGGUACAAUCCACAAGGAGAGAAGAUUGUUUCUAGUCAAAGAGUGAUUGUUCAGAAAGAAGGUGUUCGAUCACGUCUAACCAUAUAUAAUGCAGAUAUAGAAGAUGCUGGUAUUUAUCGGUGUCAAGCAACAGAUGCUAAAGGACAAACUCAAGAAGCCACUGUUGUUUUGGAAAUUUAUCAAAAGCUCACUUUCCGAGACAUAGUAUCUCCACAAGAGUUCAGGCAGGGAGAAGAUGCAGAAGUUAUUUGCCGUGUUACUAGUUCACCUGCGCCUGUUGUCAGCUGGUUGUAUCGGAAUGAGGAAGUCACAGCUAUUGCUGACAAUCGAUUUGCAGUGUUAGCAAAUAAUAAUCUCCAAAUUCUUAAGAUCAAUAAAAGUGAUGAAGGAGUAUACAGGUGUGAAGGAAGAGUGGAAGCCAGAGGAGAAAUUGACUUUCGGGACAUAAUUGUUAUUGUGAAUGUUCCUCCUGCAAUUACUCUGCUACAGAAAUCCUUUAAUGCCACUGCAGAUCGAGGAGAGGCAAUAAACUUGUUCUGCAGAGCCACAGGAUCACCUCCACCUGAAAUCAAUUGGUACAGGAAUGGUAAACUUAUUGAAGAAAAUGGAAAAUAUAUGUUGAGAGGAAGCAAUACAGAACUAAUAAUACGAGAUAUAAAAAAUACUGAUGCUGGUCCUUAUAUCUGUAAUGCUAAGAACAAAGCAGGAAGUGAUAAAAAACAGACAUUCCUUCAAGUUUUUGUACAGCCUCAAAUAAUACAACUUAAAAAUGAAACCACGUUUGAGAAUGGGAAAGCCACCCUCAUCUGUGAAGCAGAAGGAGAACCUAUCCCAGAGAUUACUUGGAAAAGGGCCAUUGAUGGAGUAACUUUCUCUGAAGGUGACAAGAGCCCAGAUGGCCGUAUAGAAGUCAAAGGGCAGCAUGGAAAAUCGUCACUGCAUAUAAAAGAUGUGAAGUUGUCAGAUUCAGGGAGAUAUGACUGUGAAGCUGCAAGUAGAAUUGGUGGGCACCAAAAGAGCAUGUACCUUGAUAUUGAAUAUGCUCCAACAUUUGUGUCAAAUCAAACCAUGUAUUACUCUUGGGAAGGCAAUCCCAUCAAUAUAAGCUGUGAAGUGCUAGCAAAUCCAUCUGCUUCAGUUCAGUGGAGAAGAGGAAAAUUAGUUUUACCAGUAAAAAAUACAACACAUCUGAAGACCUAUAGUACAGGAAGAAGGCUGAUUCUAGAGAUUGCUCCUACAUCUGACAGUGAUUUUGGACGGUAUAAUUGUACAGCCACAAACAGAAUAGGAACAAGGUAUCAGGAGUAUACACUUGGUCAAGCUGAUGUGCCAUCAAAUCCCUAUGGAGUACGAGUUUUAGAGUUGUCACAAACCACUGCCAAAGUUUCAUUCAAUAAACCGGAUUCACAUGGAGGUGUGCCCAUUCAUCAUUACCAAGUGGAUGUAAAAGAGGUAGCCUCAGAAACCUGGAAAAUAGUUCGCUCCCAUGGAGUUCAAACAAUGGUUAUUCUCAGCAAUUUGGAACCAAAUACAACAUAUGAAAUCAAGGUAGCUGCUGUAAAUGGAAAAGGGCAAGGAGAGUAUAGCAAAAUUGAGAUCUUUCAGACCUUACCUGUCCGGGAGCCAAGCCCUCCUUCCAUUCAUGGACAACCAGGAAGUGGCAAGAGUUUUAAACUUAGCAUAACUAAACAAGAUGAUGGAGGUGCCCCCAUUUUGGAAUAUAUUGUCAGAUACAGAAGUAAAGAUAAGGAAGACCAGUGGCUAGAGAAAAAAGUGCAGGGUAGUAGAGACCACAUCAUCUUAGAGCAUCUUCAGUGGACCAUGGGUUAUGAAGUACAAAUUACAGCUGCGAACAGAUUGGGUUAUUCUGAACCAACAUUGUAUGAAUUCAGCAUGCCACCAAAGCCCAACAUUAUUACAG